This is a messenger RNA of Annulohypoxylon maeteangense, 4294 nucleotides long. RefSeq names its product TPR-like protein. The transcript is spliced from 5 exons. Lineage: Eukaryota; Fungi; Ascomycota; Sordariomycetes; Xylariales; Hypoxylaceae. Gene Ontology annotation, biological process: transcription by RNA polymerase III. Gene Ontology annotation, molecular function: protein binding. Bases 325 to 3876 code for a protein of 1183 amino acids. The record is from RefSeq and is a predicted model, not a curated record. Gene Ontology annotation, cellular component: transcription factor TFIIIC complex.
AAACUACUUAGACAGUCGCCAUUUUCAAGUCCGUCAUUUACGUACUUACUUCACCUACCUAUUCGACGCAGUUCACGAUCAUUUAAAUAAAAACCCGUGCAAUUUUAAUUCGCGCACACAUCAAUACGGAAUGGUCACGAUCAAAUUCGCAUCGCUCAUAUCUAGUGACUGGGGCUAAGUCUGGAUACGAUAAAUGAGCUAAGAUAUAAGACAUCAAGAAGGGUGCUCCUGAAAGGUUUCUAUAGGAAUCAACUACGAAAUCACCAACCUUGGCACUUGUCAAUCAAGAAGGUGGAAUCCUAUUAGAUUAUUAAUUCUUUCACCAUGAGCCAUCCUUUCUCGUCCACGUUCGAUGCCCUUCAGGCACACUUCACUCAAAAACCGGACAAGCCAGAUGUGACACCUUUGCCUCCCACACAGACACAAAAACCAGUUCUUGUUAAUAACGACCUAGGUACAACUGAGUCCCCAAGGCAGAAUGCGGAUCUUAGUCAUAUCUCAAGUGCCAGGACGCCCUUACCAGUCGCAACAUCGAAUUUGUUGCUCCCACGGCCCGGCCAAAGAGUAUUGCUUCCCAAACCAAAUAGUGCAUCAGUGCAACCAACCUUAGCCCAAGGCCUUCAAAAUAUCCCGAGAAAUGGAACAUCAACACUACCUCAAGCUCCUCCAGGCCACGCUAUUAGUUGGGAGUCGUAUACCCAACCUAUACUACCAAGGACACAAGGUCCAGCCUUGACUCCCAUGGGGCCUUCAGCAGGCCCCUCCGUUUCUCAUAAUCCCUCUGGGACUCUUCAUAGUAGCGAAGCCUCAUCCCAAAUUUCUGGAGCCAGAUUCAACGAGUUAUCAAUUAACGAAGCAAGCACAGCGGGUGCCACAGAAGACCAAGCUAAUCCAAUAGACACAUCAACGGAUGCACUUCUCGAACGCCAGAAUGAGCUUAAUUCGGAAAAUCCCUUACCAAAACUCCCUCCUCCGGUACGUGGGUUCGCGAAAAAGAUAUUGAAUCUUGAAAAUAAACCGCAACGCCCCCGUGGAGGCCGUCAAAAUGUAAGGAAGCGUGGACCUCGGAAAGCUGCUGAGCCAACAGGUGAUAUCAAAUAUCGUCUUAACAUGGCAUCCAACGCGUACAUGGAUGGGCGUAUUGACGAGGCCAUCGACUAUGUACAUGAUGCAAUCCGUAUCAAUGCAGAAACCUACCGCGCCUGGGUCCUCCUAGCUUCUUUUUUACAGGAAAAGGGGGAUCAAUUAGGACAUUAUAGGGCGAAGUGGUUUGCUACGAAUCUCCAACCACAGAUUAUUGAUGGGUGGCUUCAAUGUGCAGAACUAGCUAUCGGGCUCCGAGACGAAUUUCCCGAAGAUGAAGGUCUUACUGACGAAGCCAUUCUAUCAUAUUCCCAGGCAUUGAAGAUUGAAAAUAGUCACAGACCAGCACGUCAUGGAAGGGCCGCAUUGUCGCUCGAAAUGGGGCAUCUCAGGAAGGCCGUUGGAGAUUAUACAGCUCUACUUGGAAGUUGUGUCUUCGACAUAUACGCAUUACGGGGUCUUGCCGAAGGUUGUGUCCUACUCGCAGAUACAGGCAAAUCUCGAUGGUUAGAUCAACCAGGGAUAGCUAUAGACGCAUACCGCCGCUGCAUCAGUCAUUUCCGGGAGAAUGGGCUUGACAUCCGAUAUCCUUUCGAUUGGCAAGAUAUUAAAAUAUUCGUCGAACUUCUUGCCUAUGUCAAACAAUUCAAUAAUGCCAUACAUGAACUAAGGUCACUGUCACGAUGGCUCUUAACACGUUCCGAUGAGGUGUUCUGGGAUAGCCAGAAUGACGACCGUGAAUGGGACGUGGAUAACUCGAGACGGCUGGAAUUAGAGCAAUUUCAGGAGAAAAAAUAUCCAGCAUCGUCAUAUGGAAAGGGCCUUCCGCUAGAAAUGAGGACGAAGCUUGCCGCGUAUCGUCUCAAGCUUGGCCAAGAGGAUGAAGCUAUGCAUCACUUGGAAUUCAUUGAUCCGGACCAGUCGAAUGGACCUGAGAUACUCUCUGAGUGCCCGCAUCUAUUGCUUGAAGGUGCGUCAGCGUUGUACGAAGCCGGCCGACUACAAAUGGCCCUGCGCUUUUAUGAGCCUCUCCGAGAGCCUGAUCUCCUUGAUACCGAGUCUCUCGUCCGAGCAGGACGAUGCUAUUUGAACAUGGGGGAUAAGAGGCAGGCCGAAGAAUGUUUCACUGCUGCUAUUGACCAGGAUGAAAUAAACAGUGAGGCCUGCAUUGAUGCGCGCUAUGAAUUGGCGAAGAUGUAUGAAGCAGCAAGAGAGGAGAAGGAAGCCUUCAUCCUUGUGAACGAAGCUAUCAGGCUUCAGGAAGUUCGAGACCAAGCUCGUGAAGAGGCUCUCGAGGAAGAACGAUUGGGAGACGAUAAUGAUGACGACCAAGGAGACGGCGACCUUGCACUUCCUGAGCAUCCACUGGUACCGGCCACCAGGAAGGAGGCAGUGCCAAAACCAAAAAGAGCCAAACGUCCACCUAAGCCCAAAGUUGAGAAGGUUAAACCAGCACCAAAGGAACGAAAACCUAAGGCGUCGCCGAAACCAGCUUCACGACGCCGUAAGGUAUUUGCCCGAACUGAAGAAUUGCAACUGGAAGAGAAGAAGAGAGCCAGUGAACUUGCCGAAACAUGGAAGACUGUGCACGAAUGUCGAGCUUCGUCCAAAACCGAUGCUAAGGGUCCUUCUAGCGCAUUCAUGUCCGCGGCCGGGGAGCUCGUCGACGACUUUCGAUCGUAUAAAGAGUUUUACACCUGGGAUAAGUACCUGGCACAUCUUAAUAUACACCAGGCUCGAGAAAAGGUCGAGGCACAAAAGGGCAACCCCAACCUCAUUGCAAUGGCACAACGUCUCUCACAUAAUCUGAACCCGGAGAAUUCCGAAGGCGAGAAUCAAACCGAGCGGGUGGCUGUCAGUUAUCGAGGCGUCCCUUUUAAUGAGUGGCUUGAUCUUUUCCUCGAGUAUGCCAUGGGGCUGGCUCAGACCGGGCGAUACCAGGACGCUUACAAAGUCUGCGAAUCCGCACGAGACACUACAAUAUUCUCUAAGUCUAAGGAGGAUAUGUUCCUAAUCCAUGUGGCAUGGGCUGCGUGCGCCUUGCGUGGCAGAGACGAAGAGACAUGCGUUGCCUCCGCUCGUUGGAUUAUGAGAGAAUACCAAUACGACACAGAACCUUUCCGGAUGUUCUCUGCCCUGUCUAGGUUAUGUCCGUCUCCUGCAUCGUGGUAUGCAUCCGGCCCUGUUCAAAAGUAUAUGCUACGACAGAUUAAGCUUAUGGAUCGUGCAAUUAAUGCUGCAGGAGCUGAAGUUAGCGGGGACGAAGAUGGACCGCCCACUGGCAGAGUUUUCCCAGGCAAAGAACUAGAUGUUACGCUACUAAUGCUUUACGGAAAUAUCUUAUUCAUAUCGAACAGUUUCACCUACGCCCUGAAUUACUUCAUGAGGGCUCAUAGCUUAGACCCCUAUAAUACUAUGGUCAUUCUUAGCGUCGGUAAUUGUUAUGUCUAUUAUGCUCUUAAGAGGCAAGCUGAGAAUCGUCAAUACCUCCUAACCCAGGGAUUUCACUUCCUACACCAAUACUAUGAAUUAAAACUGGCUUCGCCAGAUACAGCUCAGAGGCAGGAGGCCCACUACAACCUCGCGCGAAGUUACCACGCCGUUGGAAUUCCGCACCUCGCUACCGAAUACUACCGGCGUGCUCUCCGGGAGGUGCCUGACGAUUCCGGGAAUGGGGUUAUGGGGAGGAAUGACCUUAGUCGAGAGGCGGCGUAUAACAUGGCGCAGAUCUGCUGGGCGGGCGGUGACGUGGACGCAGUUAAGGCUGUCACUGACCAGUAUCUAGUUAUCUAAAUAUGGUCUGAUAAAUGACGGCUCACGCCAAUCGUAAUAAGAUCGCACACUACUUGGGUCUCGAUUCAGAUAGUCAAUGUAAAUAACUGCGAACCGGUUUAUUUCCGGGCAUUUUUGUCUUUUUCCACGGAGACGUUCUUGUUCUCGUCAACCGCUUGCACAGGAACUUGAAUCGAUAGUAAAGGGGGAAACAAGAUAUCCUCCGAUACUAACAGUAGACCACGACCUUAGCCUUACCACCUGCAAUGCGGGUAACUGGUCGCUAUUUUAAGGACUAUAUAUGUCGUCACCAUGGUUUCCAGAAUAAUUGCCAAGGAAAAUUAAACUAUGGUUGAAAAGCCGUUUGAGUGGUUACCGAACCACAGUUCCGAUGCUGCGAUAGUCGUGACGAUGACAUCGGAUCGAUGACAUGCUGAAC